This is a messenger RNA of Bactrocera latifrons, 1206 nucleotides long. RefSeq names its product odorant receptor 82a (gene Or82a). Lineage: Eukaryota; Metazoa; Arthropoda; Insecta; Diptera; Tephritidae. The coding region runs from base 1 to 1206 and encodes 401 amino acids. The transcript is spliced from 6 exons. Gene Ontology annotation, molecular function: olfactory receptor activity; odorant binding. Gene Ontology annotation, cellular component: plasma membrane. The record is from RefSeq and is a predicted model, not a curated record. Gene Ontology annotation, biological process: detection of chemical stimulus involved in sensory perception of smell; sensory perception of smell.
AUGCCUGAGGAUUUAUUUAGGAUACAACGGAAUUGUCUGCGUGUAAUGGGCCACCAAGACAUCUUCGAUAACAAUGAAGUGUCGUCGAACGAUGAGCAAAAAUCGAAGUCGAAGCGGCAGCGGCAGCGGCGGUGCUUUCGCCAUUGCCAGGCGUUGAAGUAUGUGCUWUUGUUGUUGUUUAUGGUGUCGGCACAAUUGCCAAUGAUGAAUUACAUUAUUUAUCAUAUCGACGAUUUGGCAUUGGCGACGGCUUGCCUCAGUAUUGUCUUCACCAAUGUGCUGACGGUCAUUAAGACCUCAACAUUUUUGACUUACAAGCGUGAAUUCAAAAGCCUAAUGGCCGAGUUCGAAAGCAUGUACGACGAAUUACACGAAGCGGGUGCCAAGCGCUGUCUGGUGACGGUCAAUGUGGGGGCAAAAAGAUUUGUUAAACUGUACUUUGGUGCGUGCACAAGCACGGGCUUAUACUUCACAAUAAACCCGUUGGUUAGCAUGAUUUGGGCGAAAUUUCAAGCUAAGCCGAUACCGCUGGAGUUACCAAUGCCGAUGAGGUUCCCCUUCGAUUUCGAGUCUACACCAGGCUAUGAAAUCGCCUAUAUCUAUACUAUAUUCAUCACCAUAGUAGUGGUGAUGCAUGCAACAUCUGUGGAUGGUCUCUUUGUUUCGUUCACCACAAAUCUGCGUGGUCAUUUUCAAGCUUUGCAGUAUUUCAUCGAGACAAAUACAUUCAACAAAUCCGAAGCGCUCCUACAGCGGGAGCUUGGAAACUACGUGCAGUACCACGUGCGUUUGUUGGGGCUCGUGCAGAGCGUGCAGCGKGUAUUCAAGCCAAUAAUUUUCGGACAAUUUCUGAUGACAUCGCUGCAAGUGUGUGUCAUCAUUUAUCAGCUGGUGACGAAUAUGGGCGUAAUCAUGGAGAUGGUGGUCUAUUGUACGUUUCUCAGCUCAAUUCUGCUGCAAUUGCUGAUUUACUGUUACGGCGCCGAGUUUCUCAAAACUGAGAGCUCCGCCGUGAGCACGGCUAUUCAGAUGUCGCAAUGGUAUAAUUUACCGCCUCGUCAUCGCCACGUUCUGCGCCUGAUGAUGCUACGUUCACAGCGUGAGAUCAUUAUUAGCGCCGGYUUCUACGAGGCUUCGCUGGCCAAUUUCAUGAGUAUUUUGAAGGCCGCCAUGUCGUACAUCACUUUCAUACAAUCCAUUGAGUAG